Molecule: messenger RNA, 2883 nt
Organism: Giardia duodenalis
Lineage: Eukaryota; Fornicata; Diplomonadida; Hexamitidae
Product: Ankyrin repeat protein 1
Exons: 1
Coding region: 1-2883 (960 amino acids)
Molecular function (GO): protein binding
Source: RefSeq, a predicted model, not a curated record
AUGGAUGCUCCUUUAGAUCCGGCCCAGCACGAUUGGUUCAACGCAGUUAAGUGCGGCGACAUCUCACUUGUGAGUGAAAUGAUAAAAAUUCAUGCUAGAACCCGCACAGAGGCAGGAGAAACCGCACUCAUGAUUGCGUGCCGAAUGAACAAUGCCAAUCUCGCGAGCAUUUUGAUACCUUCAGAGGUUGAUGUCUGCACGGAUAACAAUGAAGAUGCCCUCAUAUUUGCUGCUCAAUCUGGAGCAUGUAAGGCCUUGGCACUUCUGUUGGCUUACACGAGUAUUCGACAUACCAAAGCAGGGCUAACAGCCCUGGAUAUCGCUGUCCAACGAGAGGAUGUACCGUCCUUAAGGAUUCUUCUCCGGCAUCCUGGCCUGGCUCUCGAAGAUCUUCAAUGUGUGUACGACCGCAUGAUCCCUACAACAUCUGAGCCCAUCCAGCACCUUAUUCUACACGAACUAAGUACUAGAGGGGUACACUGUGAAGUGAAAAAGCAGUCUUUAAAAUCAGAAAGCCUGGCCACCAACCAAGAGAUCUGUGUGACAGAGUCUAACCAGAACCAUGGCUUAGAGCUCUCCUUGACCCCCAAUGUUAGCAUUUGGGAUGCUUCGACUGUAGAGCAGCAGCCUUGCAGGGGCACUGCCCACCCCGACCCCACCUCCACUUGCCAACUUUCGGGGAUUGAAGAGGAUACUUACUCAUUGUCUUUUCUUCAAAGUGCUCAGCUGGUAACCAGCGAAUCUAGUAGCAACAUUUCUGGUCACGAUGCCACUAUUCACGAGCCCCACAGGCCCCGCUGUUCUGACAGAUUUGCAACACCAGAACCUCGACAAACCAAUGCCGACUUACUCGGCUGCAUUCGUGACUCUGCAGUACACAACAAAAAUGAGCACAUCCAAACGCUCUAUCCAAUAUUCACAGAGGCCCAGAUGGCGGAGAAGAAUAGCAAUAUCGAAGCCCUCCGAACAGAAGUAGCUGCCCGGCAGCGUGAGCUAGAAGCACAGCAGCGUCAGAAUGAAGAGCAAGCGACAAUCUUCGUGUCCAAAAUAGAGAAUUUGGAGGUGAAGAUGGCUGAAAUCACAAAGGCUCACGGUGUUGAAAGAGAGACACUUCAAAAGGAAAAUGCAUCUCUCCGAGCUAUUAAUGCUUCACUAGGAGAAGAGAUUGCCGUGCUGUGCCAGUCCGCACCUUUUGAAAACCUUUCCACAUUGCUUGCGGCGGCACAGCAACUGGUGAAGUCUGAACUUCCAUCAAUCCACAUCACAGAGAGAGCAGACAGCAUCACACCUAAUCGAAAUAGCAGUGUGUACUCAAGACAGAGCGAUGCAGACUCCACAGAGAUGUCACUAGAACAAAAUAGACUACAUGAGAUAGACGUGAUAUCACAAAAAUGCGUACAGCAAGCACAGCUUAUUAGCUCACUGCAAGCCAAUAUAACACAAAGGGAUGAGCAAAUAAAGGCGCUGACACGGCAAAAUGAAGAGUUGAAAAGAACUAUCCAAAGUUAUGAAAACUCUAUAUCUUUGUGUAACACAACGGUGGAUAAUUUGAUACGGUCUCCACACGUAUUGAACCCAGGAAUUCUGUUGCAGAAUACUCCGCAGAAUACGUUGGGAGUGACAACUAGCAAACCAAAAUCAUCUACUCCGAUUCGGAGGUCAAUCGCAUCACCUCUCUCAGAGAACAGCGUACUCUCCAGAGGCAGAGGGAGCAAGGCAAGUCCAGGCACCCCACAAGUCUCCAGGCCCAUAGAAAGGGCCCACACAUUGCCAACACCAACACGGUCCGUAGUCCAUACCAGUACGAGGCUGAAAUCUUCCAACAUCAGACCUCCUGCUACUCAAUCACCAAAGGUACAGCCCUCACCAGGGCCCAGAGGUACGCGGAGAAUGCUGGACACUACUCCCAAUCAUGAGAGAGAAGACGCCAGGUCGCCUUUAGAUGAAUGGAUGCUGAUUGCAUCGAAGAAUAGGGCAUCCUCUAAAAGGUGGUCGACACAUACACCCUUGAUGGACGCUGUUCUCUUUCGGCAUAACCAUGACAUACCUCGACACAUGGAAUAUGCAGGGUGUGCCUUAACUAACGGCUACACGGCUCUUAUGUUUGCCUGUGAAAGAGAUAAUAAGGGUGCUGUCUCGAUACUUGCGCCUCUGGAGUGUGGGAUGUGUUUAGACAACGGGGAUACAGCUCUAAUACUAGCGCUACGGAGUGAGCAUUUCGAGACAGCAGAGCUUCUCCGGGGCCUGGAGUCUAGCUACUGUGAUGUUCAGAACAUAACACAGAUGCCCACUAAUAUUACAGAAAGUGGCACAUCUCGGAAAGGCCCGCGCACGGAGAUGAUGAGGUAUGCAAUAGAGGGGGAUGUACUGAAAAUCUUUUGCCUUUUGCCGUACCAAAGCCGUGAAAAGGAUGAGGAUGGCAACACGUCUCUUAUUCACGCAGUUUCCAACAACAACCUCUCCGCAGUAAAACUGCUGUGCACGACAGAGGCAGGCCUCCACAACAAGAAGGGUGAAACAGCGUUGAUACGCGCAGCUAAGAACGGCAAUGUGGAAUGCUGCCUUCUCCUGAUAGACCACGAAAAGAGGCGCCAAGAUGGCAAGGGGUACACCGCGCUUAUGUGGGCAGCGGUAGCAGGAGACGUAACUAUGGUGAGGCUGUUAGCUCCAUAUGAAGCAGGAGUCCAAAACGCACAAGACGACAACUGCACAGCCCUAAUCUAUGCUGUAGAGUUCCAGAACUUUGAGUGUGCAGAGAUCCUAGCACCACGGGAAAAAGCCCUAGAGGACACUCGCGGUCUUUCUGCUUUGGAGAGGCUUAAAAGGUACUCUGGCUCUACCAACCCUCAACUGCGGGACGCAUUUAUACGUUUAUUGUCAUAG